Messenger RNA from Pseudozyma flocculosa PF-1, 2925 nucleotides. RefSeq lists its product as uncharacterized. The transcript is spliced from 4 exons. Gene Ontology annotation, biological process: regulation of transcription by RNA polymerase II; chromatin remodeling. Lineage: Eukaryota; Fungi; Basidiomycota; Ustilaginomycetes; Ustilaginales; Ustilaginaceae. The record is from RefSeq and is a predicted model, not a curated record. Gene Ontology annotation, molecular function: transcription coregulator activity; zinc ion binding. Gene Ontology annotation, cellular component: nuclear chromosome; nucleus; SWI/SNF complex. Bases 1 to 2925 code for a protein of 974 amino acids.
AUGGCUGCCAUGGCGGCGAUGGCCAAGCAGGGAAGGCGGCCUUCGAUGGUCGUUGACCCCAACACGGGCGCUAGCCCCGGCGUUGCCGGGCGCAGACCCUCCACCGUGGAACUCUCUCAGGCCAACCUGGUCAACCCUGCCUUUGAGAAUCUGCCGCUGACCGAUCCGACGCUGGCGGCCGCCGGUGCUGCGCCGACGCAGACGCCGGCCAUGGCGCACGCCAUGAACCAGGGCAUGCUGGGCGGGUUUGGCCAGCCUUCGGCGCCGUCGACACCGCGGCGACCCAGCCAACAGCAGGUAGCGCAGGUGGCCACCGCUGGCGUCGCCUCCGGUGGUCCGAUCAUGGCUCCCGCUGCUCCUACGGCAACACCAGGUGCUGCGGCGGCGGCGCAGCAGCAGCCACCGCUCUCGCAGCCGCCGGCGCAAGCCCCUGCCGCCGCGCAACCCGAUCUUUCCCACCUUCCGAUGGUGCAGGGCGGCCCGCCUCCGCGCGAAUCGGCGGUGGGACUGCCCAUCAAUGGUUACAACACACGCGUCACCAAGCUACCUUCCUCGGGUGCGGCCUCGCAGCAGAAGGGCGGGCCGGACGGUGGAGACGGACAGAGUUCCAAGGAGGCGGCAGGCGACAAGGACGGCGCCGCCGAAGUCCCGGCCUGGAUGCCGCUUACCGCCGAGCAGGAAGAGGAGCUGCUCGCCUUUAUGCAGCGCGACAAGGAGUACGAGUCGCUCUACCGCAAGCAGCAGUCGAACAUGGAGAAGAGCAUCAAGGAGCGCAUCGACGCCGUCAAGCCGCCCCGCAGGAAGGUGUCGGACGGCACACUGACCAAGCCCAAGCCGCUGGCGUGGUGGGAGAGGGCCGAGGAAGAGGACUUCAGCGGGCUUAACCGCGACGGCCUCUUCGAGCCGUUCCGCAUCCUCUUGCCUUCGCAGAAGCGCCUCGAGCUCGAGCAGGGCCAGCGCGGCUCGCGGCCCACGAUUGCGCUCGACAAGGCCAAGGUGGCCGCCGUCUCGGCGCUCGAGGAAGACCUCGUGCCGAUCCGGCUCGAGAUUGACCACGAGCACUGGAAGCUCCGCGACACCUUCACCUGGAACGCGCUCGACUCGCACAUCGACCUCGACGCCUUUGCGAUGUCGAUCUGCGAGGACAUCGGCCUGCCGGCAGCCGUCUUCGUGCCGGCGAUCAAGGAGCAGAUCAACGCGCAGAUCCAGGACCACCUUGCCACCAAUGCGGUACGACCCCGCAAGAACCGCACGGCGUCGGCCGGCAGCGGCAAGGCCGGUACCGAGGGCGUGCUCGACGGCAAGGACCUGCAGUGGUGGACGAGAUGGCGCCGGACGCUCGACGAAGGCCCGCAGGCGGCGAGGAAGCGGAAGCGCGCCAGCACCUCGAUCACGGCUGCGCGUGGUAUGGCCAGCCAGCCUGCUGCGGGCAUCCCGGCCGACGGUGCUGACGGCGCGGACAUGCAGGUGGACGGCGAGUCCCAGCGAGUCGAGGUCGUCGACAGCGACAGGGACGGAGGCAAUGGUAAGGGCGGGGACGGAGAUGACGAGGCCGAGAUGCCCGACGUCAGCAACGUGACGCCAGCCGAAGAGCUGCGCAUGGUCAUCAAGCUCGACAUCACCGUCGGCAGCAUGAACCUGGUCGACCAGUUUGAGUGGGACGCCGGCGAGACGGAUCCGACCGCAGCCGAAACGUUUGCAGAAGCCUUCGCGGCAGACCUCGGCCUGCCCGGCGAAUUCCGGACGGCCAUCGCCCACUCGAUCCGCGAGCAGCACCCCAACAUCCACGACGGCAUGUGGCAUUGCUCCAACUGCGGCAUCCCGGGAACGCUGGCUCCCGGACGCCGCAAGGGCCCGCUGGGCGACAAGUCGCUGUGCGGACCGUGCGGCAAGUACUACCACCGCCACCGAAAGGUCAUCAUGCUCGACUACACGCGUGACCUUGCCCACCACAUGAAGCAGCAGCAGAGCGGCCAGGCGCAGCGCAAGGCCAGCGUGCCCAGCAUCUUGCUCGACAGUGCGCUCCUCUCGUCGCUCGGCGACCAGGACGACUCGACCGAGCCCAACUCGGCGGGCGACACGCCCCGGGCCGAUCUCGGCGAUGCCUCUGUGGGCGGCGGCGACGGCGACGGCAACAGCAACGACAACGCGCUGGGCGUGGUCCGGAAGACGGGCUCGCGGUCCCGCACGCCGCGCGCCGCAUCGCCCGACCUGCCGUUUGAGCUGGUCGGCAGCCCAGACGACAGCGACUCGUCGUCGCGCUCCGAGAGCCCGGAGCCUGUGGCGACGCGCAAGUCGUCGGCGCGCGACGCCUACCAAGAACGAGCGGGUGCCAAGCCGCCUGCCGAGCACCGCGACGAGCGGAGCGGCGGGGGCGAGGAGGGCGAGCUGGAAGAGCAGGGCGAGAUCAAGGGGUCCGACCCGGCCAAGACGGCGCCGCCGAACGCCGCAACCAGCUUGGCCUCGGCGCCUGCCGCUGCAGCGGCCGCCUCGGCGAGCCCGUCGUCGAUGCCGAGCGUCAAGGUGCCCACGACUGGCGUCAAGGGGCAGCCGCUGACGCCGGCCGAGUGGCUGCUGCAGUCGGCGGCGACGCUGCGCGCCAGAUACCCCAACGAUCGUUUCGAGAUCCAGCCGCGUCCCGUGCCCGCCCAUCUGCCCACGCCGGCGGUGCCCGAGUGGCGGGUGCGCUGCCUCGACUGUCCCGGCAAGCUCUACACGCCUGGUCCUGGUGAAUCGCUCAACAACUUUGAGAUCCAUCUGCGCAACCGGCAGCAUCGGGCCAAUGUCAACAGCAGGGUGUAUGGCGGCGCGGCGGGCUCUCCGCCGCCUGGCGCCGGCUCGGUGGGCACGCCGGGCUCGGCAAGGAGCCCGUCGAUGUCGUCGGCCGCAGCGCCUGCCGUUGGGGGUACGCCCGGCCGUCCUUGA